UAAGACCGACCCCACCAUUGACGACCAACGGUGAAGACCUCCAUUCGUGACGUUAACACGCCCGGGUGGGAACAAGCUGCUCUUUGUGAUAGCUGGAACAACAGUCCCUUUCCGUUUUUUUUUUCCCCCAUGGUUAGACGGCGGCUUGAGAUUAAUGGAACCUCGUCGGAAAUGUGGUAUCUUCCUGCAGAAUGUGAGGCAGGCUAGACGCCGCAACAGAGCAAAGGGUGACUUCAUUGAAGGAUGUGGACGGCGCAGUGGAAUUCGUCAAGUAGACGAGGGGGAGCUUCUCAGACCGUAUCACACCUCUCCAACCGCACCGCUCUUCUUUCUCCCUUCCACCACACUUCCGCCCAACAGUCUUAGUUUCAUAUUACCUUUGUCUUUGGGCUAUAUCCCGCAACUUCCCCUCCCCCUCCACGCUUCCUGCUCUCCAGUUUGCAACUCGGCUUUUGCAACUGUUCAACGAGAAGUGCGGGUCAAAACCAUUCAUCGUGCCUCCUCCAGACGUCCAGAAGUGUAGCGAUUUGUUCGAUUGGUCUUCCUCGACUCUCUCCUGAAUCUCUCCCGACAAACCAGAACAGCGCUUAGAUACCUAUAUACCACCUAUUCCCUUCAGUCAUUCACCCGGCUCGAGCUGUCGCCGAUAAAGUCCGAGGCUGCCAGGUAGAGCUGGGGCUGGCCAUCUGAAACCGUCCCGCCAGCGGAAAGAGGGCAGUUGCUGCUGAGCUCCUUUCCCCACCUUGGCCGUGCAGACGCCUGCUGGUGUAAGUAGGCAACAACCUAACCCAAAUCCCAUAUCUUCCAGGCGGAAGGAGGGGAAGGCAACUUCAGCUACUGCAUCCUCCAUCCUCAUCCGCCAAGUACUGUACGACAAGGAAUUCGGUGUCGGCUGCCCAAGAAUUCCAGAUCAACGGACACCAGAAUUAACCUGGUACUUCUCGCAGACGAUCCUACAAGAACAUCCGAUACCGAAGCCAACCAGCCGGUAUCUUCACGCACCACACUGCCUGCAGAAAGGAAGCUCUCGUCCUCCACUCCAGCGUUCCUCUUUCCAAAGCCGCAAGGGAACGACAAGCUGGCGACCUGGGUGUCCAAUAGCUCACCUGAUAUCCGACAGAAUCUCCCUAUCAUGUCCGACAAUGGGGAUUUGGCCGAUUCGGCUUACGAGAUGAUUGGCAACCACUCUGAAUUCAGCAGCCAAGGCAGUCCCUUGAGUAGUCCUGAUGACGCUUUGUCUGAGAGCAUCAGCUCUCUGCCUCCACACCCUUCCGACGAUGUUCGCAGUUUAGAUGGUUCGGAGGACCGAUUCACGACCGAUUCAGAUGAAGAACGAGAGGAGGAAGACGAGCCAACGGACACGGACGGUGCCGAGGAAUUGAGUUCCUCUCAUGCUUCCUCCAUCAAAUACACGGAUCAAGCGCUACAGUCUCCAUCGACAAGUGUUCCGGCAAACCCCUUGCAUUAUGGCUCGGUGGCGUCCAUUCCAGAUACGUCAAAGUCUAUCGAGUUUCAGGAAGCAGCCAGCGACGCCGUUGACAGUUCACCCGUAUUCGUUCGGCAUGCGAUCAAGGAGUACACGGAUGACAAGGCCAAGGCGCUGGGCAAGUCUCUGGACACUCACGAGUCACCUCGGUCUUUGUCGGUCUCACUGCGCCAGACAAUGUCCCAGGCCUGCCUCUCCACCGAGGAGCCUUUGCGAGUUCUAUACACAGGUUCGGCAGCAGCGCAGAGAGAUAUCUUACUGAAAGUUUCAUCCGCUAUUUGGGUCUCACCAAAGGACGGCCAUAAAGAGGACGGCCAAUUCAUGAGGCACCGGGAAGGGGUUUACAACAUUGUGCCGAUCUCCUCGUUUGGAUCUGCUCCAGAACUGGACCUUAUGGAAGCUUCAAGCUACCAAAUCAAAGUUGAGCAUUGCACCUCAGCUACUGCAACACCACUGAGAGAUGGACCCGAACAUGGGCCCUCUACAGUUUAUUCAAUAACCAUCGAGCACGAGCGGACCUACGCUUCUUGCCCCUCGCGCUUCGGCCCAGCCGUCCUUGACCCUCAGUGGGAUAUCCCUCACCUUGCCAUUUUCUACUGCUCAGAAAACGAGGAUGAGGAAGAUCAGAAGACCAGAGAGGCCGCGUGGGGAUUCACCAAACGUCAUGGGAUUCCAUCCAUCUUCAUCUCCGAGCAUCUGCGCAUCGACAAACAGGCUGUUGCUUACUGGAGCAAGUAUCUCGAUGAGCAUGCGAUCCACAUCUCCCUCGAGUCCAGCGACCCCACGAAGACGAUGGUUCCCCGACUACUACCUGUCGACCUGGAAUCAUUCGGGAACAUCAAUGCUUGGCAGAUGAACCGUAACAUUGCCUAUCUGACGGGUCUGUCCGAUACGAAAGGGCCUGGAAAGCAGCACGAGUCAGCUACGAAAGCUACAAAGUGGUGGCAGAACUUGACGCCCUCGAGAAUGUCCCUGGACCAAGUCAUCGAGGCAAUCGGAUGGAAGAGAUGGCUCUUUACCUUGUUUCUCCCGCUAUUUGGGGCACUUUUGGCCCAGCUCUUCUCGGCAUACUCGGGACUUCUUCCAGCGCAACACCUUCAGUCAUCGCGGGCGUCACAAGCUCCGGCGGUCAUCGAGACGACUUCGGUACUCCCCUCUACUGUAUCUGUUAAGAUUACGCAUACCUCAACGGCGACAGUCGUGGUCAAUAUUACAUCCACCAAGACGAUUCAGGCCACUCCUUCAGCAAAGCCAUCAGCUAGUAGCUUGGCCUCUGCCCUAUCCUACGCUGGUCUGCUCUUGGAUCGGCCCUCCUAUACCCCGGUUGAUUCCCAACCACAGAAAACGGUUUGCUCUGUGCGGGUGAACAGUCCGAAUGAACUGCUGGUCGUGAUACCCUCCAGCAGCAAGGCAAUGUGGCUGGCAAAAGGCGCAAUCGACAUCGAUGUAUAUCAGGGGGAGGAGCGACUCAAGACGAAGCUUUCGUCUGUGGAUGAAGGUAUCUUGGUCGAAUUGCCGGUCAAGCAGGCUCAAGGGCGCUUCAAUGUUUCCGUGAUCAGCAACCGCAGACCGAAGAUGAACGAGACCUUUGAGGUUGACUUUGGCAAGGAUCUCAUCAUCGAGGCGUUUGAGGCGAGCAGGCUGCUGCUGCAGGACUUUACCAGUGUUCUUUCGGCUGCGAAAAAUGAGGCGAUGCACAUUGGAUCGUCUCGGGUUGCCGAAACGCGCAAUGCUGCCAAGAAAACUUACAAAGAGAUGGCUAAGAAGGUCAGGGAUACCGUUUCAACAGGAGAUAUUGCGAGAUUUUGGAAGAAAAUGGAUCAGGGAGUUCACCAACUCGAAGUGUCCGUUGUCAAGGCGCAAAUCAAGUCCAAGCUAGUAUGGCUCAAGUUGCGGGGAACUCGCGAGGAGUACAACGACUACCUCGCCAACGCAACUCGUUUUCUUCAUGAAUUUGAGGCGACACCCCAAGAGAAGAAGGAGGAGUCACACGAAGAAGCCGGAUCAGAUGGACUGUAUGGAUUUCUGGGAAGACUUCGCGCGGGGCUGAAGGAUAAGAAGGAUCAGAGCUCACAAGGACGGAACAAGGGGGCGGACAAGCUGUGGAGGCUUAUGGCAUGAUUUCGUAACUGGCACUGUUUUUCAAUCAACUUCUGUCUGUCUUCCAAGUUGCUAUACAUUUUCCUUUGGCGGGUUAUUUGGGAAACUACAGGAAAUUGGGGGCGUCAAUACAUAUCAGGACACUCAGGAUCACAAGGGCUUGGGACUGGAUUGGAGUUACAACAAUUGUGGUGUAUAUGAUGGGCUGAGCGGUCCAGGUAUCGUAGGUAGGUAACCAUAGCAUUUUGUCAUUUCGCGAGUCUUGUAGAUCAAACGAUCCUUCGCUGGUUUCUAG
Molecule: messenger RNA, 3881 nt
Organism: Neurospora crassa OR74A
Lineage: Eukaryota; Fungi; Ascomycota; Sordariomycetes; Sordariales; Sordariaceae
Exons: 3
Coding region: 1133-3607 (824 amino acids)
Source: RefSeq, a predicted model, not a curated record